Molecule: messenger RNA, 1809 nt
Organism: Mycena citricolor
Lineage: Eukaryota; Fungi; Basidiomycota; Agaricomycetes; Agaricales; Mycenaceae
Source: the annotation of a GenBank genome assembly
GACAAAUACGUUUCGACGCGUUCCCCGACGAUGAGCUUUUUCAACCUCCAGCCGGCGGGCACGGGCACCCCAGCUGCAGGCUCAAGCAACCCCGCGCCAGCUACGAAUGCAUUCGGGGGUGGUUCUGCCUUCUCAGGUAUUUCGUGUCCCUUCUCGCAUGCCUUCUUCAAUCCUGAUCUUGAUCAACACUCCAGGCGGCCUCAAACCAAGUGUCUUCGGAAACGCGACUACAAACGCGUCCCCUUCGGUGGAGCACCAGCCGCAGGCACAAACCCGGCCGCUACAACAAAACCCACGACAAGCCUCUUCGGCACUCCUGCGGGAGGUGCCACUUCGACGACGACACCGGCUGCAGCUGCGGGACCAGCCACAGGCGCGGGUGGGAGUUUAUUCGGUGGAUUUGGUGGUGCCCCUUCUGCACCUGCGCCUACGCCUGCUGCGGCACCGGCGCCAGCACCCACCACAGGGUUCGGCUCAUUCUCGUUGGGCGGCGCUGCUUCGACCACAGCGGCGGCCCCGGCUGGAAGUCUUUUUGGGGCACCACUGAAAACGACUCCAGCGGCUGCGCCUUCGACGACACCUGCACCAUCCCUGUUCGGAGGCAGUAGUGCAUUCUCUGGGCUUAACAAGCCGGCAGAACCAGCAGCAGGGGCGGCGAAACCAGCGGGAACGGGAUUCUUCAGCCUUGGAACUCCUACGCCAGCUGCCGGUGCCAAACCCGCAGACGGAACAACACCAGCUGCACCUACAAACAGUUUUCUGAGCGGCUUGGGCAGUUUGAACAAACCUGCAGCGCCCGCAACGACGACAACGGCAGCACCUUCGUUGUUUCCUUCCUUGAGUGCGAAUAAAGAUGCUCCGACCGCUGCUCCUGCAGGGACAUCGCCGGCUGGUGGUCUAUUCGGAGCAAAGCCUGCAACACCGGGGCCAACAGCAUUGGGAGGCGCGUCGACAGCCGCCGCUCCCGCGAGCGCAUCCGCUCCUUCGUUGUUCCCCUCUCUGGGAGCCAAGCCGGAUGCCGCGACUACGACACCAGGAUUAUUUUCGUCGUUGGCCAAGCCCGCUGGUUCCGCGCCGGCGACAACUCCUCCGCUAGGCUCGAGUACGACCCCCGCACUGGGCACUUCCGCGCAAGGGACUACCCCCGCGCCAGGUGCGUCAACUGCGUUGGUAGCGGUCGCACCUCCCUCUAUGUUGCGCGGCAAGACGAUCGAAGAGAUCGUGAACAAAUGGUCGAGCGAACUGGAGACUCAUGUACGAGAGUUCAACAAAUUCGCCGGAGAGGUGGCUGUCUGGGACAGAGCGUUGAUUGAAAACGGGAACAACGUGGCGGCACUAUACAGUCACAUAUUGGCCGCGGAACGCGAGCAAAACGAAAUCGACCAAUCGUUGGAUCAUAUCGAGCAGCAGCAGAAGGACCUGAAUUCAACACUGGAAGCCUACGAAAAGGCAACCCAGGAGAUCUUCGGUGGGUCAAAUAUGAGGGCCUUGGACGCAGGGCCUGCUGACACGGAGCGUGAUAAAAAGUACUUACAUGCUCGCAACGGAGCUGCACACGCAAUUAGACGACCUUUCGGGCUCGCUGACGCAGAUGAUCGAUGCUGUGAACGGUCUCUCUCUGCAUCAAGCACGGACACAUCCGCCGACGAUCCGAUGUCUCAAAUCGCAGAAAUUCUGAGCAGCCACCUGGAAAGCCUACAGUGGAUCGACGGUGCAGUGAAGGAGGUGGACAGCAAAGUGAGCGAGGUCGAGAAGAAAGUGAAAGAGACGGGUUACAGCAGUAGUAUGAGGAAGAGUUACGGUCUGUAA